AAAGGGAGUGGAAAAUAUUAUAAAAGCAACUCACAAGACAGAGAAGGAGGGAGCAAGCAGGUCACAAUAUGGCGCUGUUCCCGUUCUGCAAGAUGCCUGCAGGACCUGUCAGAGUGAUCAGGAUACAACUGGUCCUGUACUGUUUUCUCCUGUCUCUUAUCAUAUACUUCCUCCAUGGUCGUAGAGCUGCUGUUGGUGUGGGGUCAUCUCAUCGUAUCUUUCAUGGCUUACCAAUGGACAAAGGAAAAGUAAAGACAGACAUGACGGUCGUCAGGGCAACAGUGCCUAUCAAACAAACUCCUCUGGAGACACCAUGGGGUGCUCCUUUAGUGUGGGGGGACACCCGAAAAUCAGCUCGGCGCAGGGCUAAAUUCGCAAAACAGGGAAUCACAACAGGUCUUCUGGCCCUCGUAGUGGGAACUUAUGCCCAGUUCGUGCGACGUUUUCUCGCUUCAGCUGAAACCCACUUUCUGCCAGGUCAAAGGGUCACCUAUUACAUUCUCACAGACAAUCCCCGCUCCCUGGAUCCCCCCAUCGAGUUGGGGCCUGAACGAAAACUAAAGGUGGUUCCCAUUGCAGAGCUGCCUGGCUGGGACAGGCUGGCCCGUCGCCGGAUGGUCCUGCUUGCUGAUGCCAUCAAAAACCCAAUCGCCCACGAGGUCGAAUACAUCUUCUGUGCUGACGUCGAUCAGGAGUUUGUGGCCCCGGUGGGAGAGGAAAUCCUCGGAGACCUGGUGGCCACGUUGCACCCAGAGCUCUAUGGGAUGCCACGAAAUGCCUUUCCAUACGAAGUAGAAGAGGUCUCAGCAGCUUGUGUGGAUGAUGAUGAAGGAGACUACUACUACACCUCUGAGCUGUAUGGAGGGUUGGUUUCUGAGAUGUAUACGCUGGCUCGAACCUGUUCUUUGCUCAUUCUGCAGGACCAGGCUAACGGGAUAACAGCCAGGGGCCUUGAGGAGAGCUACCUGAACCGCUACCUGAUCGACCACAGGCCCACCUGUGUGCUGUCCCCAGAAUACAGCUGGUGGGACUCAGCCCUGGCUCCUGAUGUGCCUGUACAGAGGCUGGUGUCUUUGGGACGGCAAAGUGAGACUUGAAAUAAGGAGAAAUGAUGUAAAAUGAGGGACAGGAGGGUUCUGCUGGCCGAACCCAUCGACGUAUGGAUUUCAAUCCCACAUGAAGAACGGUUCUCAGCUCAAAUAUUGGUAAACAGUGUUAUGACAGGACUGAAGAUGAAGGAAAAAGAUAACGAGAAAGCACAUAUGCCAAUCAUCUUUAUUCAUAAUUAUAAUUCCCAUUUAAUUUUCUGUUCUUUUACCAGAAAAUUUAUAAAGGCAGCCAGCAAUCACACAGAAGCAAACUGCGCAAUCUGCUCUCAAUUAAAGACCCAUUUGUGUGAACAGUGUCUCUGCGUGCUAUCUCUUCCACAGCAGACAAAAAAGAAAUUGACCUGUCUCUUUAAACGAAGCACUGUGCUCUCCAUUAAUGUCAGCCUCGGAGAUACUGCUCCAGUGGCUUUGUGGUCAGCAGCGAUAAGAGUCAACAGUGUAAGUGCACACUUUCCCCACAGUGGCCAAUCAUUAACUGGAAGAGCUGCUGUUUCAAGGUCUUUAAAUAUCAGGUGGGGGGAAAAUGAAUACAACAAGAUGCUGUUUCUCCAGGUGAUACGUGUUUAUAUACUA
Molecule: messenger RNA, 1682 nt
Organism: Centropristis striata (black sea bass)
Lineage: Eukaryota; Metazoa; Chordata; Actinopteri; Perciformes; Serranidae
Product: globoside alpha-1,3-N-acetylgalactosaminyltransferase 1-like
Exons: 4
Coding region: 69-1097 (342 amino acids)
Biological process (GO): carbohydrate metabolic process
Cellular component (GO): membrane; vesicle; Golgi apparatus
Molecular function (GO): hexosyltransferase activity
Source: RefSeq, a predicted model, not a curated record